UUGACUAGUUGACAAUAUGGCAGACUUGAAGGAGUCAAACUUUCUUAAGCUCAUCUGGCUUUUGAUGAAAUAUGGUGCCAAAGUUUUACAACACAGGAUUGAAUAUGAACUGAAAUAUCAGAAGUGGCAGAAAUUGUGUGAUUUUCUAGAGGAAAGAAAGCAUGAAAUUUUUCAUCUGACAGAUUUAAAAAAAUGUUGCCAAUGCCCAGAAUUCACAGACAAUAAAGGAAAACCACCAUUACCCAAAGAUGUUUUAGGACAGCUGUACAAAAAUGUAGAUCAGUGCUGCAUGGCGAGAAAUAGAGGCCGAUGUUGCUGCAAGCUUUUACCUCAUACAGAUUUGAAUGUAAAUAAAUUAGACAUAACCCUCAUAAGCUGUUUGCUGAAAAAUUUUCUCAUAAAGGAUUCAGGACAGAAACAAGUUAUUGAAAACAUUCGAAAAUUAAGAAAUGAUAAAGAGUUGUUACACAGAGGGAAUGCUGAAGUUGACGAUGAGGCAUUUGAGAGGAUUUGGAUGCAGCUAUCUAAUGCAAUAAAAGAAGUAGCGGAGAAAUGUGAGCCGUAUUUCUACUCAGAGAUCAAGGAUGAAGUGGACAGACUGAAAACAAGACCACUCUCCAAGGAAGACACCAUUUCAUCGAUAAAUGCAUGGAAAGAGCUACAGGAGGAGUUUGGCAGCCCAGAUGAUAGACAACAGAUUUCUGACCUUUGCCAGAGAAUGACACAAGUUUUCAGUGAUGUAGCAGCCAUAGCAACACAAGUUUCUCAGAAUAACACUGAGCUGGAAAACUUGCUUUCUUACACAGAGUCACAGCUGAAGACCCAUGAAAAGAAGAUCUAUGUAGAACCAAAGAGAGCCAUGCAACAUUGCCUCAAGAAUAUGGAAAAGCAUCGAUUUAUUUGUAUAACAGGGGAGGCAGGAAGUGGAAAGACGAGCUUUGGACUUCAGCUGAUGCAGCAUCUAAAGCGGAAAAACUUAGACUGCAUUCCUAUUAUUCUUACAGAAAGUAGUCAGUGGUUUAGAUUUAUAUCACCGGAUAAAAAGUUUAUUAUUUUUGUUGAUGAUAUUAUAGGAAAGUCAAGUGUUAGUGAAAGGGAUUUUGAAGAAUGGCGAAAGGUUUUUGAUGCAAUGCAUCUUCGUAUAAGUGAUGAUAAAUUCCCUACAUUUAUUAUUUUUUCAUUACGAAAUUGUAUUUGGGGUUUAAAGAAAGAUGAGUUCAAAGAUUAUAUUUUAUUUAGCGUCUUUAAGACAUCAAAUAUCGAUCUGUCAGGUUCAGACUUUGACAUGACCUUCAAAGAAAAGAAAUCAAUGUUGUACAGAUAUUGUAGCCAUUACAAAAUUUCAGUUUGCAGGUCAGAGUUUGACGAAAAUAAGUCAUUUGAGGUUUUUGAUCCUAGUACUUUGUGUCUCUGUGAGGAGACUUUGCAUAACAUUGCAAAACUGCAAACUGUAGGUGGCUUUCCCUUGCUCUGUGAAGAAUUUUUUAGCAACCGAGAAAAUCUGAAAGAAAGGUCAUUUUUUUUUUGUAGUAAAUCAGCAUGCAGUCAUUUUAAAGAACAAGUAGAUGACCUAUUUUGCAAAAAGAUGUAUAUGCACUACAUUAUAUUAGUUUUGUUUUUCCUGGAGUUUCUAGUGGAGAGGACAUUCACUAUAGAGGAAAUUAUGAAACUAAAAUCAAAGAUAAAGGAAAUUGCAGAGAAGAUUGGUUUACUGAACUUCGUAUCACACCAGAUGAACAAAGCUACCAUUCUGGGAUGCCUACGUGAAAUGAGAAAUACUUUUAUACACAUUAAUGAUGAUAGGUACAAACUUAAGCAUAUGGUUGUUUAUGAAGCUAUUUUACUGUCAUUCGGGGAGAGUUUUCAAUCUUCUUUUUUAGAACUUGUGAGCAAAAAUGAUGUGUUUACUUAUGUUAGGUCACACAGUUACAAACCAGAAAAAUGGGAGAUCUGUGUGCUAUUGGACGAUGACAUGACAGAAGCUCUAGCUAGAAAACUGAUAGAUAUUUUUGCUCCAAAUACUUUUGAUGCUUACACAGUUGUUUACAAGCAUCCAUCAUUUUACGAUGCACAGUUGGUGUCUUGUUUUUUGGACAUAGUAGAGGAAGAGCCUGAAUUCGGAGCCUUUAUAGAUUCUUUUGUGGCUGGGGCUUGCAGCUACAAAAGAGAUAUAUUAGCUAGUGAAACAGUCAAAAGAUUUUCCAGCUUUUUUACGUUUGACUUUGAAAUAUUGGAUGUAAUUUUGAAUCAUGACCUUAUUGAUACUUUCAAUCAAUUUAUUAAUAACUCUGACUUUCAAAAAUCAUUUGUGGCUCAUAUUUUAGAAAAAGGUCAUGAAAACAAUCUUUUGUAUACUGCAUCUAAAAGUGGCUCUAAGAAGUGCUUUCUUGGUAUGCUCGACUUAUUGCUACCCAGAGACAAUGAUUUAGAGACCGAUGGAGACAGUCAAGCUGCUUUAUCAACAUCUGAUGUAAAGACACUAAUAGAAUCAAUUCUGUCACAUCAUGAUGAGGCUGCAGGGGCGGACUGGAGGGAGGCUUUAAAAAAACUGACAGAGUUACUGCCAUCUGAGGAUGAAAAAUACACAGUUUACAAAUUUAUAGCUAAAAUUUCUAUUCGUAGAGAGAAGUUUGAUAUUGCUCUGGAAUAUCUUCAAUUUAUAGAUUCUUUUACAUCUGAAGAUGUGAUCUCUUUAAUGAUAUCUUGCAUAAUGUUUGAUGGGGUUGAGUUUUUUGAUGAAUUAUGUAAGAAGUUAAAAGAGGUAAAUUUUGUGCAUUUUAGCGAUAAGGUAUUUGCUACAAUAGCAAUAAUUAAUUCUGAGUUUAACGAAAACAUGAUCAUGAAGUUUUUACGUGAGUUCAGUGAUCAGUGUGACUAUAAGUUUACUAUCAAUGGUUAUCAUGACGGUGGAACAAUACUACAUGCUUGUGAAGAGUGUAACUAUUCUGAUGCUAAUUUGCUGUUCAUUUUACAAAGACCAGAAGGAGAGUAUAUGUUUACUAAGGUAAAUAAUAAAAGACUGACCCCUGUACAAUGUAGAAGAUCUUACCCGGAAGUCAGAACAUUUCGAAGUAUGGAGAAUCUACUACAGUAUUCUCACUAUGACACAGAAGAUCAGUAUCCAGAUAUAGGUUUUAGUGAUGAUAUGCAGCUUUUCUACAAACCGGAUAGUUCUAAACCAACUUGGCUUUCCCCCAAUCCAUUGCUCUCAUAAAACAAUAUCUCUUUUUUUUGAUACAUACUAUAAUAUUUAUUGAUACAAUUUAUUUAUUAAGUUUAACAUUUAACCUUAUCAGUUUUAGAAUUUAAUUCAUGGACUAUUUAGAGCUCUAUUACAUG
Messenger RNA from Saccostrea cuccullata (small rock oyster), 3339 nucleotides. RefSeq lists its product as uncharacterized. The transcript is spliced from 4 exons. Lineage: Eukaryota; Metazoa; Mollusca; Bivalvia; Ostreida; Ostreidae. The record is from RefSeq and is a predicted model, not a curated record. The coding region runs from base 17 to 3214 and encodes 1065 amino acids.